Musa acuminata AAA Group (dessert banana) is the source of this 1502-nucleotide messenger RNA. Its product is annotated as porphobilinogen deaminase, chloroplastic. Gene Ontology annotation, molecular function: hydroxymethylbilane synthase activity. The transcript is spliced from 5 exons. The record is from RefSeq and is a predicted model, not a curated record. The coding region runs from base 111 to 1208 and encodes 365 amino acids. NCBI's taxonomy places the organism in Eukaryota, Viridiplantae, Streptophyta, Magnoliopsida, Zingiberales, Musaceae. Gene Ontology annotation, biological process: heme biosynthetic process. Gene Ontology annotation, cellular component: cytoplasm.
UAAAACCCUCGAUAACCCAAUUUUUAUGAGAGGGUGGCUUCCAAGUACCUCAUCUUCCUCCUCUUCCCCUCGCUCGUGUUGGCUUCGGGGAUCUGCGCCUCCUUUCCGCCAUGAGAACCGCCACGCAUCACCCUCUCAUCACCGCCCCUUGCAACCUGUGGCCUCGACCAAGGCCGACCUCGGCUCCUGUGCUCCCCUCUGGAUCUAGACGCCCCAGGAGAGGGGCCUUGGUCGUCAGAGCUGCGGUGGUUGUGGAGCAGGAGGUCAAGACCAAGAUCUCCCUUGUGAGAAUUGGCACCAGGGGCAGUCCACUAGCACUUGCGCAGGCCUAUGAGACCCGGGAUAAGCUCAUGGCAUCACAUUCAGAGCUAGCCGAGGAAGGAGCCAUUGACAUAGUAAUUAUCAAGACAACAGGCGACAAAAUACUCAAUCAACCACUUGCUGACAUUGGUGGCAAGGGUUUAUUCACAAAAGAGAUAGAUGAGGCCCUCUUGGAAGGUAGCAUCGAUAUUGCAGUUCACUCGAUGAAGGAUGUGCCUACAUAUCUUCCGGAUGGGACAAUCUUGCCAUGCAACCUUCCGCGAGAAGAUGUAAGGGAUGCAUUCAUUUGCUUGACUGCAAAGUCUCUUGCGGAGUUGCCUGCUGGAAGUGUUAUUGGAACUGCUUCCCUUAGGAGACAAUCUCAAAUUCUAUAUAGAUAUCCAUCAUUAAAGGUUGUUAACUUCAGGGGAAAUGUCCAGACACGAUUGAAGAAACUCAAUGAAGGUGAAGUCCAAGCAACAUUGUUAGCCUUGGCAGGGCUAAAACGGCUAAACAUGACCAAAAAUGUCACAGCUAUACUCUCUAUUGAAGAAAUGCUUCCAGCAAUUGCCCAAGGUGCUAUUGGAAUAGCUUGUAGAAGCAACGAUGAUACGAUGGCUAAUUACAUAGCUUCACUAAAUCAUGAUGAUACUCGGUUAGCUGUUGCUUGUGAAAGGGCAUUUCUUGAGACCCUGGAUGGGUCUUGUCGUACACCAAUUGCUGGGUAUGCAUAUCGUGAUAGUGACGGAAAUUGUGUUUUAAGAUGUUUGGUUGCUUCUCCAGAUGGAACCAGGGUACUGGAGACAUCAAGAAAAGGCUUGUAUGCUCUCGAUGAUAUGGUUGCAAUGGGAAAGGAUGCAGGGAAGGAGUUACUUUCAAAGGCUGGCCCAAGUUUCUUUGAUUGGUAAUCUCUAAUCAGAUUGCCAACAAAAGUUAACAAGAGCAAAUUAGGAAGGGAACUUAGAGCUUUGGCAUUGUUUUAUGCUUUCUUCUUUCUUUGUCAUUUAUUCAGAGUUUGUCUGCAGAGGCUGUACUCCAACUUUUGUAUCAUUGUAGUUGUAUUCAUUUGGACCUUCUCAUUAAGUUGAAUUAACUUGACAUCACAAGCCACUGCCCAAUUGUUAAAAAAGUUGAGGGCUUUUGUAGGAGUGAUUUACCUGCAUUGCUCAUAAUAUUAAAUAAGUGCUGAGUUCUGUUUUAAA